GGCGCGGGGCUGCGCGGCGGCGGGCACGAGCACGAGCCCCGGUGCGGCGGCCGCGGGGUGCUCGGUGCUCGGUGCGCGCCCGGCCCCCGGCGCUGAGGGUCCCCCUGCCUCCCUCCCUCCCUUCCCCCCCUUUCCUUUUAUUUUCCCAAAGUGUGACUGAAACACAACAAAGCCCCGGGGCCGCCGGCUCCACCAUCGGCCGCUUUUCCUCUUUUUUUUAAAUUUUUAUUUUAUUUUAUUUUUUUUUUAUGCUCGAAACCAGCCCCCCCCCCCCCCCCCCCCCAGCAGAGCGCACAAACACACACACGGGCAGAGAGCGGGGGCCGUGCUCAGCAGCAGCAUGGAUGUCCUGGCUAGUUACAGCAUAUUCCAGGAGCUGCAGCUUGUCCACGACACCGGCUACUUCUCAGCGUUGCCAUCCCUGGAGGAGAACUGGCAGCAGGUGAAUCCUUUGCAUUGCUCGGGGGCCGCCGGGGCGCCCGGUGCCUCGCGGCCGCGUCUCCGCCGUCGUCUCAGUUCUUGUUCCUCGGUUCAGGGUUGGUCGACAUGCCUCGAGUUGGAGCGAUACCUUCAGACUGAACCACGGAAGAUCUCCGAGAGCUUUGGUGAGGACUUAGACUGCUUCCUUCAUGCCUCCUCAGCUCCAGAUGCGGAGGACACUAUCCGACGGCUGGACCCCAUCCUUUUACCGGUGGAGACGAGUACGUGUGACAAAAGCUCCAACAUGGACAUUAUCCUUUCACGGGACAAGCUGCUGUCUGAGACGUGCCUCAGCUUGCAGUCCACCAGCUCUUCCACAGAAGGCUACACAGCCGUCAACCAGGCCCAACUCAAUGCAGUAACCUCGUUAACACCCCCUUCCUCUCCGGAGCUCAGCCGCCACCUUGUAAAAACCUCACAAACUCUCUCAGCAGUGGACGGCACGGUGACAUUGAAACUGGUGGCCAAGAAAGCUUCACUCAGCUCCAUGAAAGUGGGUGUAGCGGCAGCAACCACGGGGACAAUAAAAAGUGGGCAAAGUGACAGUGAACAAGGAGGGCCAGGGGCGGAAGCGUCCCCAGAAAACAAGAAGAGGGUUCAUCGCUGUCAAUUUAAUGGGUGCCGGAAGGUUUACACAAAGAGCUCCCACUUAAAGGCUCACCAGAGGACUCAUACAGGUGAGAAGCCUUACAAGUGCUCGUGGGAAGGGUGCGAGUGGCGUUUUGCACGGAGCGACGAGCUCACGAGGCAUUACAGAAAGCACACGGGUGCAAAGCCCUUUAAAUGCAACCAUUGUGACAGGUGUUUUUCCAGGUCUGACCACCUUGCCCUCCACAUGAAGAGACACAUCUAAAUAUCCAUCAGCUUGUUAUGGAUGUCAUCUGAGCUAAGUGUUGUGAGAUGAAAGUGGAACUCGAGUAAUAACAUGCUGCCUUGCAGGAGAAGAGAACUUGAUCACGUGUAAUCCUCUGUACAGAGACCACACGCUUGCACGGUCAUGCACCCAGUUAUACUUCAAUACUUACAUCAGUUCUUUAUGCCUUGCCCCAGCUGGAUGGGAGAAGAUGCAGGCGAGAAAAUGGUAUAGAGGUGAAGUCAAUGAGAAGAACAAUUGCGUACAGUACUUUGUCUCUCUUGGAUUUAUUUCCUGGUUUUGCCAAUGGAAAUCAAAGAAAA
This is a messenger RNA of Cygnus atratus (black swan), 1656 nucleotides long. RefSeq names its product KLF transcription factor 7 (gene KLF7). The coding region runs from base 341 to 1333 and encodes 330 amino acids. The transcript is spliced from 4 exons. NCBI's taxonomy places the organism in Eukaryota, Metazoa, Chordata, Aves, Anseriformes, Anatidae. Gene Ontology annotation, biological process: regulation of transcription by RNA polymerase II. The record is from RefSeq and is a predicted model, not a curated record. Gene Ontology annotation, molecular function: DNA-binding transcription factor activity, RNA polymerase II-specific; RNA polymerase II cis-regulatory region sequence-specific DNA binding.